AGUGAAUGCAGGGUCCGGGAAGACGGAUAUAGUGAAUGCAGGGUCCGGGGAGAGCGGAUAUAGGGAAUGCAGGGUCCUGGGGAAACCGGAUAUAAUGAAUGCAGGGUCCGGGGAGCCGGAUAUAGUGAAUGCAGGGUCCUGGGGAAACCGGAUAUAGAGAAUGCAGGGUCGGGGGAGACCGGAUAUAGAGAAUGCAGGGUCCGGGGAGACUGGAUAUAGUGAAUGCAGGGUCCGGGGAGCGCGGAUAUAGUGAAUGCAGGGUCUGGGGAGAGCAGAUAUAGUGAAUGCAGGGUCCUGGGGAGACCAUAUAUAGUGAAUGCAGGGUCCGGGGAGAUCGGAUAUGGUGAAUGCGGGCCUGGGGAGACUAGAUAUAGUGAAUACAGGGUCCGGGGAGAACCGGAUAUAGUGAAUGCAGGGUCCAGGGAGACCGGAUAUAGUGAAUGCAGGGUCUGGGGAAGACUGGAUAUAGUGAAUGCAGGGUCCGGGGAGACGGAUAUAGGGAAUGCAGGGUCUGGGGAAACUGGAUAUAGGGAAUGCAGGGUCCGGGGAGACCGGAUAUAGAGAAUGCGGGGUCGGGGGAGACCGGAUAUAGAGAAUGCAGGGUC
This is a messenger RNA of Staurois parvus, 605 nucleotides long. NCBI's taxonomy places the organism in Eukaryota, Metazoa, Chordata, Amphibia, Anura, Ranidae. The record is from the annotation of a GenBank genome assembly.